AUGCCGCCAAAGCGCGCGGCGCUCCCCACCAAGGAGCGAGGUCUCUUCCAACGCCUCAUCCAGGAAUACGAAACCAAAAAGUACAAGCUCGGCCUGAAAACCGCCGACACCAUCCUCAAAAAGUUCCCCGAACAUGGCGAGACCUUAUCGAUGAAAGGUCUCCUCCUCGGCUCCACCCACCGUCGCGAAGAAGGCAUCGAACUAGCCAAAAAGGGAGUCCGUCUCGACCUGACCUCGUUCAUCUGUUGGCACGCACUCGGCAUCUUGCAUCGUCAGGACAAGAACUACGAGGAGGCGAUAAAGUGCUACACCCAGGCAUUGCGGAUUGAGGGCGGCGGUAACAUCAACUUGCUUCGUGAGUCGGCGUUCUUGCAGCUGCAGCUGAGGAACUACCCGCCAAUGGUCGAGAACAGGUUGACGUUGUUGCGGAUGCAACCGCAUCUGAGGAUGAACUGGAUCGGGUUGGCGGUUGCUCGCCAUUUGGCAGGCUCGUUGGACGCAGCAGUUUGUGUGCUCGAAGGGUACGAGAACGUCAUGAGGGAUAUCCCGGAUAGGAGCUACGAGUACAGCGAGGCGUUGCUGUAUCACGCUAGCGUCUUGGAAGAGCAGAGCAAGUUUCAGGAGUCCUUGGAUGUCAUGGAAAAUGGCGCGGAACGCAUCGUGGAUCUGCGCGCCAAGCAGGAGGCUCAGGCGAGGUGUCUCGCCGGGUUGGGCAAGAAGGACGAGGCGGAAGCGCUGUGGAGACAGCUCAUCAAAUCGAACCCGGAGAACAAGCGUUACUUUGCCGGUCUGCUCAACUUGCUAGGAAUCACAGAGGGUGCGAUGGAUAGCAAGGCGGUCGAAGUGUUCAAAGGUUUGCAAGCCGACCACCCCAAAUCAACGGCUGCCAAGCGUCUCGCACUCAUCCACGCUACGGGAGAGGACUUCAAGUCCCAAGCUACCGCAUACAUCAAGUCCGCGCUCGUCAAAGGCGUUCCAUCGCUAUUCUCCGAUCUCAAAUCCCUCUACCAGGACCCCGCCAAGCAAGCUACAAUCGAAGAGAUCGUCGAAACCCUUCGCCUCGAAUGGGCCCCCACCACCGCCUCAUCACCAGACGGCACUGACCCACCCACCUCGUACCUCUGGUCUCUCUACUACCUCGCCCAACACUACUCCCUCACCGGCGACUCCCCGCGCGCCCUCCACUACAUCGACUCGGCCAUCGGCCACUCCUCCACCCUCCCCGAACUGCACAUGGUCCGAGCGCGAAUCCUCAAACGCUCGGGCGACCUCUCCGCUGCCUCCUCCGCCAUGACCGACGCCCGCUUGCUCGACGGACAGGACCGAUUCCUCAACUCGAAAGCCGCCAAGUACCUCUUGCGGACAGACUGUACCGAGGAGGCGGAGCGGAUCGUGGGGCUGUUCACCAAACCGGAUGCUCCUUCGCCGACGUACGACCUGAACGAGAUGCAGGCGCUGUGGUAUCUGGUCGAGGAGGCGGAAUCUUUCCUCAGGGUGAAGAACUACGGUAUGGCGUUGAAGCGCUUGGUGCAGUUGGAAAAGACCUUCCAAGAGUUCUGGGAUGAUCAGUUGGAUUUCCACUCGUACUGUAUGCGCAAGAUGACGCUUCGAUCGUACGUCGACCUGGUCCGCUUUGAGGAUGGAAUUCGUUCCCACCCCGUAUACGUCCGAGCAGCCACCGCGGCGAUCUCGAUCUACACAAAGCUGCACGACGAACCCUCCACACCCGCGUUCAUCGACACCUCCACCGAAACAGAAGACCCUGCCCUCACCGGUCUAUCCGAGAGCGAGAAGAAAAAACUACUCAAGAAACAACGUCAAGCCGAAGCCAAACGUCUCGCCAAACAGGAAGCUGAAGCAGCGGAAAAGAAACGCAAGGCCGAAGAAGCCGCUGCCAACGGCGAAAGCAUCGACGACGAUGGCCCCAAACCGGAUAAUGAUCCGAAGGGUUUGGAGGUGUUCAAGUCGAGUGUGGAGGCGCCGCUGAAGCAAGCGGAACGUUGGUUGCGGUGGUUGCAGCAAAACUCGGCGAGUAGAUCGGAGACAUGGGUGGCGGUGUUCGAGGUAGCGGUGAGGGAGAGGAACUGGUUGUUGGCAACUCGAGCACUGAAGAAGCUGCAGAACCUGGAAGGCAAGACUGCGAGAGUCGGGGGGAUGGCGAUUCGCCUCAAGUCAAAAUUGCCCGAUCUGAAGGGUGCACCGAAACCCAUCGGCACAGUCAUCGAGACCGCCCUCAGCAGUGUCAUCGCUGCGGACAAACCUCUCGCCACUUUCUUCGCCGAACUCCUGCAGGGAACCGACGCCUCCACACCGGAAGGCAUGUUCGCCAAUGCGCGCACAGCCUUGCUCCUGGAUAGGAAGGAGGAAGCCGUUGCACUGCUGCUCAACCUCCCCUCCAAUGUGGAGAGCGUCACUGGUCCUCGGUCGAGCAACAAAGCGUUGCAAACGACGGUUGCUGCAAGGACGCUGCUCGCAGAGCUAUCGGAGGGAAGUGUAGCAGAAUUCGAUGGGAAGGCUAGGGAGGUGUUCCCGCUGGCGAGCGCGUUCAAGUCGAGGGAGACGUUGGAGCAGGAGAAGAGGGAGAGGGAGGAGAAGCUUAAGGGUUGGUCGAAGGGCGAGGAGGUUGUGGAGGAGGGAGAGGGUAAAGCGAAUGGCAGUGCGAGUUACGAGCCUCUCAUGUAG
This is a messenger RNA of Pseudozyma hubeiensis SY62, 2682 nucleotides long. RefSeq names its product predicted acetyltransferase. The record is from RefSeq and is a predicted model, not a curated record. The transcript has a single exon. Gene Ontology annotation, molecular function: protein-N-terminal amino-acid acetyltransferase activity; protein binding. Gene Ontology annotation, cellular component: cytoplasm; NatA complex. Bases 1 to 2682 code for a protein of 893 amino acids. Lineage: Eukaryota; Fungi; Basidiomycota; Ustilaginomycetes; Ustilaginales; Ustilaginaceae. Gene Ontology annotation, biological process: N-terminal peptidyl-methionine acetylation.